AUGUGGAACGGAUCUGGAGUUCUGGAGACUGUUUUGUCGGAGGUGGUCUGGGAUGAACGGUACGCCAUCCCAGAGCCCAACGCAGAAAACAGGGCUUUGAUAGAAGAGACUCGUAAAAAAGAGAAGCAGUUAGCUGGACUGGAUCGCCAAAUUGAGAUAAACACGGAGAAAAGACAGUACUCGGCCGUAUACCUCAAAAAUCUUAAACAAGAGGUCGAAAAUUCUGCGCUGGUGUGGGCUGCUGACCCUGAAAAACAGGAACCGGCUGCAGGGCAUCACUACAGUGACCUGACUGUGUUGGACCAGAGGUGGACUCUGAAGGAGGCUCAGUCAGGUCUUUGUAAGGCCAUAGAGAGAGAGGAGGAGUUGGAGAAACACCUGUCAGCCCUGGCAGAACGAGAGCAUGGUCAACUUGGUCAGCGGAUCACCAGGAUGAAGAAUGACCACAGAGCUUUAGCAGAAAGGAAGAACGUGAUAGAGAACCAGAGUUUCAAGGCAAGACAGAAACUGGAGGAGUUCAGGAACCAGAUGGAGUGGGACCAGCAGACUAUGGAGGCCUUUCUAGAAGAGUCCAAGUGUAAAGAUGAGAACACUAUGGCUCUCAUCAAAUACGCCCAGCAAGACGAGCAAAGGAUCAAGUCACUUACUUUGGCAAUUGAGAAAAAGACCCUGGAGGCCAACGCAAAACUCAAAGCAUUUGAAACAGAGACAACGGAGACUAAAUCUGCACAGGUUGCGUUGGAUAAGACUACAGAAAAUUUGCAGCAGGCUCAUCAGGAAAUGCAGCAGCUCAUCCACCAGUGGGAAAAUACCAUCAAGCAGAUGAAGCAAAGAGACGCUGAGAUGCAGCAGUGUGCACUGCAACUUGCCGAGGCUAAGCAGAGGAUCAGGGAAAAGAAUAGCGUCGUUACGGAGAAGAAGAACUUGCUUGAUACUCAGAAGAACAACAAUAAGGAAACCGAGAGGAAGAUAAGUGCAUCCAACCGACAGGCAGCAAAACUACGACAGGAACUGAAGGAGCAGGAGAAGAACUGCAGCAGGAUACAGGAUGAGCUGAAUAGUUGCAAAAGCGAACUGGACAGAACGACCUCCGACACGGAAUCUGCAACCUCCCAUAUAUCCAGACUGAAAAAAGAAAUCAUGGACAACGAUGACAAACUGAAGGAGGCCAGGGCUUAUAAUGCUGCUCUGGAGGACAAGCUGAAAGCUGUGACUCAAACUGCUUUAAGUGAAGAGGAAAAAGCCACACAGAUGGAACACUUUCUCCAAGACGAGGAACAGGCCAUUAAAGAUUUGGACCUUCAGCUGGCUCAAUGCAGAGAAAAGCUGCUUCACGGCAAACAACACUUACAGGCUCUUAAGGUGAAAGAGAAAGACGAUGUUUCCCAGAUUUCAAGGAACAAAACCACCAUUUCCAACCUCAAAAGCCAAUUUAAGAAACAGGAAAAGGAAUUAAUGAAGCAGCAGCUGACUAUAAAUGAACAGAACUGUGUGAUAUUUGGCUUGGAUCGAAAACUGGCGCGGCUGCAAGGUGAUGUCAACACAGACGAAAAACAAAUGCUGGAUAUGAAGAUCGCUGAACUGACAACUGCUCUAGAGGAGAAGAAGAAAACAGCCAGUAUACUUUACAGCACCUUAAAGGACUCUGAGGACGAUAUUCGCAAUUUUAGGAAAGAACUGGAGAAGUCAGAGGCCGAAAAGAAAUACCUGAACGAUAAGGUGGAGGAGCUGAGGCUGCUCUGCAGCUGCAGCGAGAAGGAGCUGAAGACACGCAUCGUCAGGAAACAGGACAAAAUGGUGGAGCACAACAUCAUGAAAAUGGAGGUCAAGCGUGUGAGGGAUUUGUUGUACGACAAGACAGACAGUGUGUUGUCCUUAGAGAAGAGGAAGCUGGAGAUGCAGAAAGUCCUGAAGGAGAGAGAGGAGGAGGUCAAGGAGAAGAAAGAAAUGAUGAACCAGCACAUGAAGAUGAUUGAGCAGGAGAGGCAGAGACUCAGCGCUGAAAUGAGUGAAAAACUAUCAAAGAUUGAUAUGAUGAAGAAACGCUUUGAGAUCCUGUCCAUGUCCAUGGCCCCUCCUGAGGGUGAGGAGGAGAAGUCUCAGGCUUACUACAUCAUAAAGGCGGCUCAAGAGAAAGAGGAGCUUAAGCGGGAGGGGAAUGCUCUGGAUGCCAAGAUCCGCAAUACGGAGCUGGAAAACCGAGCUCUGGAGAACACCGUUCAGCUGUUUGACAACAGUAACUCUGCAUGUCGCACUUCCCUCAACAGAGUCAAAGAAUCCAGUCCAGAGUACCAGGAAAAACUGAAACUGGAAGAACAGCUGAGGGCGGCUGAGGAUACACUGAAGUACAAGAGGAAACAGAUCUCAGAGCUGCAGGAGGACACGCAGGACAUGAGCAGUACCUUGGAGAAUACGAUGCAAGAGGAGCAGGCGGAGAAAGAGAAGCUCGACCACACGCAGAUGCUCAUCAGUUCGCUGAACAAAGAGAUCGUCUCCCAGCUCGAUAAGAUUGACAGAGCCACCAAACAGUGUUCUAAGUUAAGCAGAGAUAUUCGCUCGGCAAAAAGAACCGACACAGAGACGUUUGAGGAGAAGGACAUUAAAGUGAAGGAGCUGAAGGAAUUCAUCAAGAACAUCAACAGGAUGCUGAUUGAAGUGAUGGAGGACAACCCUGAGCUAAGAUCAGUGCUGGAGCGAUACUUCCUGCAGGCCAGUCUUCCUCUGCCGUCUCCAUCUUCUACUCCUGUCAGUGGGCGGAGCUCCAAGACCCUGAGCUCUGCCCGAAGCUCCGCCUCACUCAGGUCUUCUGUGUCCUCCUUCAGCUGCCCCCGGGCGUCUGCAGGCUCCUCCCCCAGGGCAUCUGCAGGCUCCUCCCCUGCAGUGAAGACCGUGGAUCUGGACUUGGAUCUGGCGGUGACCUCCCCUCCUCUCACCACCUCCAGACGCUCCAGCUACGCCAGCAGCAGCAGCAGCAGCGAACAAAAAGCCGGUGACUUCAUGAGAGCAGUGUGGAAUCGUUCCCACAACACAUUUGAAUUUGUCACCGUUCGGCCGUUCGUACCCAACAUGUCUGCGCUGCUGCUGAUCCUGUUGGCCGGAUGUUUGGCUUCAUGUGCCGCACAGACGAUGGGGUUUUCCCCCUCUACCACAGCUACUCCUUUAUCACAGUCCCCACAGCCAACAGCUGUCCAGCCCCUGUUGAAUUCUAACAACGUCUUGGCCAUCCUUCAGACGGCCGUUCGGAGUUCACUUCAGCUGAAUUUAACAACAGCUGAUCCAGUUUUAACCCAGCUUCAACAGUUCAUCCAGGAGCUGCAGCCAAACGUGAGCUUCUCUCUGAGUAUAAAGAACAUCACAGAAGUCUGAGAAACAGUCUGGACUGGACCGCUGGGGCUGCCAUGGAAAACACUACCAUUAUUUUAUCCAUCUGUCCUGAUAUUUUUUAACUUGUAUGAAUGAAACACACAGUAACUGAAUUCAUUUAAAAGCACAGAGUAAUGAUUGAUUUCUUCUAUUUACUGAGGGGCAAAAACACCAUGUAUUGUUCUUUUAUUACAUCUAAAAUAUCUGAACUUGUAUCUAAAAUAUUUUCAGUCUCAGUCUUUUCAUACUUCAAUGAUGAUUACUUUAUAAAUACUGAAACCUACAAAGAUGCACUGCAGGAAGUUACUGUAAAAUGUUUGGUUUUUAGCUUAAAUCUAGAAGACACCUCAGUAAGGAUGUCAGUGUCUGCAGAAGAAAUGUAAAAAUAAAUAAUAAUAGUAUGUAAUAUGAAGCAGAGCUGUGAAAACUGUGUGUAAUUCAGUCCAAAAAAACAAAAAAAUCUAUCAUUUUUUGUUUAUAACAUAUAACUGUUAUUUCUUUUUGGUCAACUUGUUUUUCUGUUAAAUAAAUAAAAGCACUUUUGCACAGAAACUCAAAUAUUGUAACAUAAAAAUAAUGUAAUCAGGUCAUGUUUGUCUUUUCUCUUACACUUCAGCUCUAUUUGCACCAUCCCAAAAAUAUACAUGAAAAUCAACACAGAGAUGCAAGAAAUAACACAAGAAAUAACACAUUUAAAUUAACAUGACACUCUCAAUUAUAUUAUAAUAAUUAAUUUUAGGAUUGAUUCCUAUGGGUCUGUUACUACACUUAUACUAUAUAUUGGAACACAUUGUAUUCAGGUGCUUCAUUGAUAAAAAGGGACUCAGCAACAAAACAAUAAUGAUCAAUGAAAAUUAAUAUUGCCAAAAAUAUCAUUACAGUAACUUUUUUUUAUUUUAUC
Messenger RNA from Sphaeramia orbicularis (orbiculate cardinalfish), 4264 nucleotides. It is a transcript of the gene ccdc39, whose product is annotated as coiled-coil domain 39 molecular ruler complex subunit. Gene Ontology annotation, biological process: cilium-dependent cell motility; inner dynein arm assembly; epithelial cilium movement involved in determination of left/right asymmetry. The transcript is spliced from 25 exons. Gene Ontology annotation, cellular component: axoneme. Lineage: Eukaryota; Metazoa; Chordata; Actinopteri; Kurtiformes; Apogonidae. The record is from RefSeq and is a predicted model, not a curated record. The coding region runs from base 1 to 3366 and encodes 1121 amino acids.